Molecule: messenger RNA, 297 nt
Organism: Trichoderma gamsii
Lineage: Eukaryota; Fungi; Ascomycota; Sordariomycetes; Hypocreales; Hypocreaceae
Exons: 1
Coding region: 1-297 (98 amino acids)
Source: RefSeq, a predicted model, not a curated record
AUGGCGCCUAGACAAGAAGUCGCCGCUGCAUCACCGAGCGCUACACGCCGGCUGAGACUUCAAGCUGAGCAGCCCUUUCGGCGAAACCGAAUUUCCCGUCGGAGAGCUCAGCCGCUCUCAAAAAAGACUAUCCAAUACAUCACAGCUCUCUCAGAGGGGCGUGUGUCUUCAAUAAAGGAAGAGACGGAUACUGAGGCCGAGACCGAAACUGAGGCUGAGACGCGGUGGGAGCGAAGUUCUCGUGGAGACGCAAAGACUUUUUGGGUCGAGCAGCUGUACCGCUAUGAGGAGCUGUGA